UGAUCAGAGUCUCCAAAUCUCGAAUACUACAAAGACGGUAAAACGGAGACUGUUUGCGAUUGACAAUAGUUCUUAAAAACUAACAGCUUAGUCAAUAUUAAAGGUGAUCAAAAUGUACAAGGUGGACAUCCCAAUCAAUGACAAAGAGUCUGCAGCUUUGGAAAGGCAGAAGAACCUUGAGCUGCAGAGACAGAGCAGGAUUUUCAAUCCAAGAGUCCGAACAAUUGGAGUAGAUGUUACUGCACUUGAUCAGCAAGUGCAGGAACGCAAGCAACGUGAGGAGGAAGAGCGAAACCGGGAUAUCGCUUUUGAUGAACUCCGUAUUUUAGAAGCCCAGGCUUUGAAAGAGCUUGAAAUAAAGGAGGAAUUGAAUAAAAAGGAACUGGAGAAAGACAUUGUCAAGUUCAGGAAUACAUUUCAACGGCGAGAAGAUGGACGGGACUUUGACCUCAAUGACUUUCGAGGUCAUCACAUGGAGCCUCCAGCUAGAAUUUCUGACACAGACCCUCGGUGUGGACCAUCAGGGUUGCAGAUAUUUGAGGGUGAAGACCUUAGAGAAAAGAUUAGGACAAAAGUACAGAAAGAAGAGAAUGAACGGAUUUUGAGCCUGCAGAAAGAGAACAAUGAGUGGAAGAAAGCUGCUCAGAAAUAUGCAGAUCACAUGUCUGAUAGGAAGCUGAUUGACCUGGAUAUGCGUGCGUUACACCUGUCUCAGCUUGAAGAGGAGUUCAAAAAAGCUAUUAAUAUGUCGCUGGCUGACUACAAUAAAGCUUUGGCACAAGAGUCUUCUGAGCGGCAAAGGAUAGAAAAUGAAAAGGAGCAAGAAAUUAAUCUGAUGGAUAUCUGGGGCCAGCUGACCUCGGAUCUACUGACAGAAAAUCCAGAAGCUGCCAGACAAAGUCUUUGGGGGCAUCAUCGGAUCCUGGUGGACCGCUGGAAGGGCAUGAGUCCUGAGGAACGUGAGGAAAUUGAGAGGCAGCGAAGGGAGCAGGUUGCAGAGAAAAAGCGCUUGAAUGCUGAGGCAAACGAAUCUGCUGCAGAAUGGGACAGGCAGAGCGUGUUGGUAACAACUAUAGGAGAGCAGCUCCAAAAGAAACAGGAAGAGAAAGUGAAAGAGCUGAGGGGAAAAUUGGAUCGAUACAACCAGCAGCUAGCAAGAGAGCAGCAAUCCCAUCAAAGAUUUCUUGACAAGGAACUCUACAAGAAUGAACCUACAGCCCAGUACUUUGCACAGUUCAACACCACUUCUCGCUGAACCAGAACCCAGUACCUCCAUAUCUGAUCUCCUAGUUCUCUAAACUCAAUACCUCAAGUGCACUUCAUGUUUCUGAAAACUUGUAUAAUGCUGUUUAUAAAACAAAUUUGCUCUACCUCCCAAAUGGCUGAUUUAUAAGAGGGCCUUUUCAUCAUGAAUCCUGUUUUAGUAGUAGUAAAUGGAAACGUUAUCUCUUUUUAAAAACAUAUUAGAGACACUUUAUUUCAAGGCACUGUAUAUAUAAGAUAAAUAAACUAAUCGAAUGACAAAAUUCUAAGAACAUUUGCCCAAUGCAAAUUUUUCAAGUAUGAUGGACCAUUCAUUAUUUAUAUCAUGCAACCCCAUUCUGUAAUUAGUAUUACAUGCUACAAAGUGCUUAAUAAUAUUACUGGAGAAAUGAAAGAAUCUAUAGAAACUAUAAUACAAAAUCAGUAUACUACAUGAGUACUAUGAUGAGCCAGGAUUAGGAUUAGAAGUGUGCACAACUUCCUAAUAAUGAAAGCAGUAAUAUGUAAACAAUUGUAUUUUCGUAUCUCUUGUAAUAGUAUUCACUAUAAAAAAAAUAUAUAAGGA
Messenger RNA from Polypterus senegalus (gray bichir), 1828 nucleotides. RefSeq names its product RIB43A domain with coiled-coils 1 (gene ribc1). The record is from RefSeq and is a predicted model, not a curated record. Lineage: Eukaryota; Metazoa; Chordata; Cladistia; Polypteriformes; Polypteridae. The coding region runs from base 113 to 1255 and encodes 380 amino acids. The transcript has 8 exons.